Molecule: messenger RNA, 1648 nt
Organism: Gossypium raimondii (Peruvian cotton)
Lineage: Eukaryota; Viridiplantae; Streptophyta; Magnoliopsida; Malvales; Malvaceae
Product: tryptamine 5-hydroxylase
Exons: 2
Coding region: 46-1560 (504 amino acids)
Molecular function (GO): heme binding; iron ion binding; oxidoreductase activity, acting on paired donors, with incorporation or reduction of molecular oxygen
Source: RefSeq, a predicted model, not a curated record
ACUUUAUUCAGUCUUCACUACAUCCGACUACAUUUUCAAAAAUAUAUGGACCGUUUUACCCCUCAAAACAUUUUUAUUUCCAUCUUACUUCUACCCAGUAUCCUUUACUUCAUCACUUAUCUACGAAAAUGGCUAAACUCACAGUCACAAUCAUUAACCCCACCGUCACCACCAAUUCUUCCCAUAAUCGGUCACCUUCAUCUCCUCACCGACAUGCCACAUCAUACCUUCACUAAACUCGCUCAAAAACUCGGUCCAAUAAUCUACCUUCAGCUCGGGCAAGUUCCCACCGUCAUCGUCUCUUCGCCUCGACUCGCUCGACUCAUCCUCAAAACUCAUGACCAUGUCUUCUCAAAUCGUCCUCAACUCGUUUCAGCUCAGUACUUGUUUUUCAACUGUUCCGACGUUACGUUCUCUCCUUACGGACCUUACUGGCGUCAAGCUAGAAAAAUCUGUGUCACCGAGCUACUUAGCUCCAAGCGAGUCAACUCGUUUCAACUCAUCCGAGAUGAAGAAGUGAGUCGGUUACUAACAACGUUGUCAGCUCACCCCGGUUCAGAAGUCAACGUAAGUGAGCUUUUCUUGUCGUUAGCGAAUGAUAUCUUAUGUAGGGUGGCGUUUGGGAGGAGGUUCACGGAAAGGGUAGGAUCGUCAAAUCAUUUGGCAGCAGUGUUGAGGGAGACACAGGAACUGUUCGCAGGGAUGAGCGUAGGGGAUUUCUUCCCCGAGUGGGAAUGGGUUCACUCAGUGAGUGGGUAUAAACGAAGGUUGAUGAAGAAUUUGAACGAGCUAAGGCGAGUUUGCGAUGAGGUAAUACAGGAGCAUUUACAAAGGGGUGAAACUGGGAUUAAAGAGGAUUUUGUGGAUGUUCUAUUGAGAGUACAAAAGCAAGAUAACUUGGAAGUACCCAUUACUGAUGAUAAUCUCAAGGCUCUUGUUCUGGACAUGUUUGUUGCAGGAACAGAUACAUCAGCAGCAACCUUGGAAUGGACAAUGACAGAGUUAGCCAAACACCCUGAAAUAAUGAAGCAAGCACAAGAAGAGGUUCGAGCCGUCGCACGUCGAACCGGUAAAGUCAUCGACGAAACCCAUCUUCAACACCUUCACUUCAUCAAAUCCAUUAUCAAAGAGGCUAUGAGACUACAUCCAACCGUGCCCUUACUGGUUCCAAGAGAAUCCAUGGAUGAAUGCAUUAUUGAUGGCUACAAAAUACCACCCAAAACUCGCCUCCUUAUCAACACUUAUGCUAUAGGAAGAGAUCCCAAUUCAUGGGAUAAUCCCUUUCAAUUUAAUCCCAAUAGAUUCCAAGAUUCAAACAUUGAUCUUAAAGAUCAAGAUUUUCGGUUUUUACCAUUUGGCGGUGGGAGAAGAGGUUGCCCUGGUUAUACUUUCGGUCUUGCCACCGUCGAGAUCGCACUUGCUCGCCUCUUGUUUCACUUUGACUGGGAACUGCCUUACGGAAUUCAUACUGAUGAUGUUGAUGUUGAUGAAAUUUUCGGCCUUGCAUCGAGGAAACGAGCUCCGCUAAUACUCGUCCCGACGGUAAACGAAGGAUUGUGAAGUUAACAACUAGGACAAUGAAGUGAAGUCGAGACCAUCUUGUAGAACUGUUUCACUCUUUUAAAAAAAUAACCAAGUUAUUGCUUUA